AUGCUAAAAUAUAUAAACCAAAGUAAAGUUUUGUUAUUAAGAAAAAUGAGUACUGUAAAUAAAAAUAUGUCUAAAAUAAAUCAAUUGAAUAAGGAUAUUUUUAUAGGUUUAAAGGAAAAAACAUCCAUAUUAAAAAAAGAAAAAUUAUAUCUAGAACUAGUUGAAGAGAAAUUACAUCUAACAAAUUUUGAAACGUCUUGCCCUUUAACACAUUUUACCUUAGCAUAUAAAAUCAAAAUCGAUACCAGUGGUGUUGAGCUUAAGGUUGCUAAUAAUUCUGGAGGAACAAAAAGGAAAAAUGAAGAAAAGAAUGAAAAGAAUGAAAAGAAUGAAAAGAAUGUGAAUGAUGAAAAGAAAGAAAAGAAUGUGAAUGAUGAAAAGAAUGAAAAGAAUGUGAAUGAUGAAAAGAAUGAAGCGAAUGUGAAUGAUGAAAAGAAUGAAACGAAUGCGAAUGAUGAAAAAAAUAAAACGAAUGUUAAUGAUGAAAAUAAUAAAGUCGAUUUUUAUGAUUCAUUUGUUCAAUUGAAUAUCCCUGUAUUGAAAAAUUUUGAAAAGGAUUAUUUUUUCAAACAUAUUAUUGAACUUAUUGAUUCACUUGCAGCAGAUGUAGUAUAUAGACAUAGUAUAGGUGUUUAUAAAAGAAAUGAAAAAUAUAAUUUCGUAACAGUAUUAUUUAAUAAUUUAAAAACAUAUGAAAAGAAUCUAUUACAUCAUGAUUUUUCAUUUGGUCUUCGUGAUACAUAUCCAUUAACAAUAAAUUGUUAUAUUGUAAACUCAGGAACAACAUCAUAUAUAUUAAAGGUUGAUUUCUUUCAACAAAAUAAUUUAGUCUUUGAUAUAUAUACAACAUUUGUUAAUGUGAAUUGUUUAACGUUUAAACCUCAACAAGUAGUACCUGUUUUGAACUCCUUGAAAGAUGAAAAAUAUGAAAAAAUCAAAACAUUAUGUUCUCAUAUAAAAGAUGUACAGAGUUUAUUUAAUUAUAAAGAUGUUAAGAGUAAAACAUUACAUCAAAAUGAUUAUGAUAUUUUAUCAAAUUAUUUUAAAGAAUAUGAAACACAAAAGUUAGAAUAUAUUAAAAAUAUAAAUGAAUGUACUAAUUUAUAUGAUAAUGAAGAAAAUGAAAUUGCAAAAAAUAGUAAUGAAAAUAUAUUAACAAUAUUUGAUUCAAUAUUAAAUUCAAAUGAUUUCUCUUUUUAUGCUGGAAAAGAACAAUAUGCAUGUAAAGAUACAUAUGUGCAAUCAAAUAUUUUUAUAUCAUCAGAAUUUAAGAAUAUACAUAAUUUUACAUUUGGUGGCCAUCUAGCUUAUUUAUCUUUUUGUCAUGCAAUGGUAGUAAUAAAAAAAUUUGUAAUAAAACCAAUACUAAAGGAAAUUAAUUCUAUACAAUAUAUUUUACCUGUCCCUGUCAAUACAGAAGUAUUAUAUAAAGGAAAGGUUGUAUAUUCUGAUCAGCAUAAAAUACAAGUCAAUGUAGCAACAUAUUGUUUUGAUUAUAAAAAAAAAAAUUAUUAUUUAACUACAAUCUGUGAUAUGUCAUUUGAAAAUAAUUCAGACAUAUCAUUUGUUCCUAAAUCACAAGAAGAGUUCAAAUUAUAUAUGUUAGGUUAUUUACGUUCACAAAUUUUAUCAUAA
Messenger RNA from Plasmodium adleri (nom. inval.), 1635 nucleotides. RefSeq names its product conserved Plasmodium protein, unknown function. The transcript has a single exon. The record is from RefSeq and is a predicted model, not a curated record. The coding region runs from base 1 to 1635 and encodes 544 amino acids. Gene Ontology annotation, biological process: acyl-CoA metabolic process. Gene Ontology annotation, molecular function: fatty acyl-CoA hydrolase activity. NCBI's taxonomy places the organism in Eukaryota, Apicomplexa, Aconoidasida, Haemosporida, Plasmodiidae.